Haemonchus placei is the source of this 345-nucleotide messenger RNA. The record is from the annotation of a GenBank genome assembly. Lineage: Eukaryota; Metazoa; Nematoda; Chromadorea; Rhabditida; Trichostrongylidae.
AUGACUGCGGCGACUCAGGACACAAACGAGCGAGCAGCCAACAACGUCGUCGUCGCCUCAACACAUGCCGCCAAUGCUUCCAUAUCCCGCAUCUAUCGCCCAACGCAGAUCAAUGAAAAGACAAUACGCACGCGGCUUGACACUGGUGCUGAUGUCACAUUACUGAGCAAAGCGGACUGGAUCGCCAUGGGCCGACCGAUGUUGCGACCCCCUCGAAUCACUAUGAGAUACGAGUGCAGUUUCGUCAUUGAUGGUCAUCACGGACGAGGUACCCGCUACGUUGCCGACACACCGUCAUCGUCGAUGAGGAUAUAUUACAGAUGGAGCCCUCGGUACGCGACGUAG